Molecule: messenger RNA, 3276 nt
Organism: Pollicipes pollicipes
Lineage: Eukaryota; Metazoa; Arthropoda; Thecostraca; Pollicipedomorpha; Pollicipedidae
Exons: 8
Coding region: 6-1175 (389 amino acids)
Biological process (GO): fatty acid metabolic process
Cellular component (GO): cytoplasm
Molecular function (GO): fatty-acyl-CoA binding
Source: RefSeq, a predicted model, not a curated record
UAUCAAUGGAACCCUGGAAGGCUCAUCAUGUUGUGGAGCAGGGAACUGAGAGUCUUUCUGAUUGUGAUAUUGUUGUUCUAGAAAGGUACCGCGCUUUCCGACGCAGCACCAUGGCCGGCGCCUGCCCGCAGAAGCAGUUCGACGCGGCCGUGCACCUGAUCAGGGGCCUGCCCAAAAACGGUCCGUUCCAGCCUUCGAACGACAUGAAGCUGAAGCUGUACGGCUUCUUCAAGCAGGCGACGGAGGGACCUUGUACGCAGCCGGCGCCCUCCUUCUGGGAUCUGGUGGGCAAGGCCAAGUGGGGUGCCUGGAAGAGCCUGGGCGACAUGCCGCCAGAGGAGGCCAUGCUCGAGUAUGUGGAGGAGAUCAAGAAGGUGAUGGAGACCAUGUCGCUGACGGAAGACGUGGCCAGUCUGAUGGACACGCUGGGCCCCGUGUACGAGUACGUCGACGAUGGAAAGGCCGACCGGCCUGCUAAAAAAAAGCACGUCCGGUUCUCCUCCGACGCGGCGCCGACUACCAACGGUCACGUGGCCGACGAACCGGCCGCGACCAACGGUCACGCGACACCGCCGGCUGCCAACGGUUUGCCGGCGCCGGACGUCAACGGCGGCCACGCGCCGGAGGUGGAGCGCUGGGUCGGCGCGGCCACCUCGGACACGGACGACGACGACGAGUUCAACGACCCGAUCGGGGGGUCCGAGCUGGUGCAGGCGCGGGACGGGGCGCAGACUCGGCUGGACGCCCUGCAGCAGCGUGUCGAGACUCUCUCUCAGCUUGUGGACUCGGCCGGCGCUCAGAUACUGGAUGGACGGCUGGAGACGGCCUGCGCGAGGCCCGGCCUGGAGGCGGCCAAGGAUGCCGCAGGGGGAGUCACCGUCUGUCCGGGCAAGGUUUGGUGUCACCCGCGCGCGCCAUCCCCGUCCAAUGACGGCGCGUUGUCAGCAGAGGUGCACGACGAGCUGCGCGCGCUGCUGCGUGACAUGCGGGCCGACUUGGACACCGUCACGGGCCGGCUGCGCGCGCUGGAGGCCGCCUCCGGUCGCGCCCAGGUCAAGGAGCGCCCCUGGUGGCAGGUGCCGGAGCUGUCGGCGCGCUCGCUGCUGCUGCUGCUCUGCUGGCCGCUGGUGCUGCAGCUGGCUCUGCGCCUGCUGCGCGCCAGGCGGCCCCGGUAGUGGCGCCGGACACCGCGGUGUUGGCCGGCGCGCCCCGGCGCGCGACACGGGGCUGGCUACCGGGUGGCUGGUUACGUUAUGUAGGUGGUAGUGUGCGCCGCUGGGCAAGCGCGCAAGGCUAACCAUGGGGGAUCACCGAUUCGGUGCGACCUGGUGCUCUAGGGGAGAUGGCAUGUUGCGGUGCGGCGCGGCGCGUGGUGUCGAUGGUGCUGGAUGUGCAAUCGUCGAGUGUCGGGGGCAGCGUAGCCUGGCCUCUGUGAUACGUGCCGCGGAUGCAGGCGAGUGCUCUGUGGGACAUCCCGCGGGGGUGAGUGUGGUGACGGCCCUGGCGGUGUGGCGGCGGUGGAGGCGCCGGCGUCGGCUCGGCCGCCUAGGUUCGGUCGACUGGCCAGGCUCGUCACGGUCCGUGGACUUGGCUGGCUGCAGCUGUGGCCGAUUCGUGUCGUCUCAAACGCGCACCUUUGCCUCACAGCCGUCUACCCGGCGCGCAUGGACGCCGCUGGUGUGUUGUUGUCAUUCUGACUGCCUUUGCGUGGAGCACUGCAAUGCUUAGCGGAGCAUACGGCAGAAUGUUAAUGGUCAUAUGUGCUAAUGGCGCCACAGCGCCACCAACCAUCCGUUCACUUCGAGAGCUUAAGUGUUCAGCAGCCGUCGUGGAAUCUGGGGAUGGAGGUUUUUGGACAUUUUCGAAAGGACGCAUUCAGCUGCACGAAAUCUAGAACACCGUACUUGCAUGCAGUGAAGUACUUGACAUUAAAUCAAGUACGGUAUAACUUGUAAAUCAGUACCUAUUUACACUGCUUGCUUUUCACAAAUGUGUAUUGAUCCGAGCCGUAUUUUGUGUUGCCCCGGACGCGUGUUGCGCCGCCCGGUCUAAGAUGUGUCGCCCCUGGUGGGUCCGCACUGACUCGGGUGGGACGCGCUCUCUUAGGCAGGAUGUAUCGCCCCUGGUGGGUCCGCACUGGCUCGGGUGGGACGCGCUCUCUUAGGCAGGAUGUAUCGCCCCUGGUGGGUCCGCACUGGCUCGGGUGGGACGCGCUCUCUUAGGCAGGAUGCACUGUCCUGAUUAGGAUGCAAUGUCCCGGGCGUCAUGCUCUGCCCAAGACGGGCAGCAUGGACCGCAGGUCCGUCGGAUGAACGUACCCUGCCCCGCUGUCUGCCGCUCCACCGCCGAUGCAUCCUCAGACACACAAGGCAUGUGGGACUGAGGUUGUUUUGGACGCGUGGUGCAUGGUACAAUAGUGCAUAUAUUGAUGUUAUGCGUGUCAUUACAGCAUAUAGGCUAGCAUGCAAGUGUAUGGUUUAGUUAUUCAGCCAUUGCACGUUAAGAUCAUAUAUCGAUGGGUAUCACAGGAUGUGUUCGUAUGAGCCGGGGAUAAACAAGCUUUAACUCUGAAGAGAAUUGAAUAGACAUGAUGUAGCCCACGGGACAAUGCCUAGACGUAUGUGUAACGCAGAGGGGCUGUUAGGUUUGUGUACGCCCAUGCUCACUGGUUGCGCACCUCGGUACAAGGACAGCAAUUAUCGGUUCAGCCUGAGGGUUUAUUUUGUUCUGGUUCAUUAGUUUGUUUUGCAGGCAAAACUUGCUGGCCUUAUGGGGCCGGACACAGUUGAAAGGACCAUUAUUGAACGUGGACUUGAGGACCGCUGCUGCAGUGCGUGGUUGUGACGUACGGUUAUGCUGAAUAUUGUCAAGUGAUCACUUUAUAACGAUGUUCGACUGGUGAUGUGGAUCGCAGCACAAGCGCUCUCUGUUAUGCCAGCCCAUCUGGCUAGCUCACAGGUUCGCGACCCAUACGUAUCUGGCCAGCUCACAGCUUCGCGAACCAUGCGCACCUGGCUAGUUCACUGCCUCGCAAACCAUGCGCAUCUGGCUAGCUCAAUGCCUCGCGAACCAUGCGCAUUUCGUUAGCUCACUGCUUAGCGACCCAUGUGCAUCUUCCAUGGACUGUAAUGACGAUGACAUGCCCAAGUGAUCUGUAGAGGGUUGAAGCUGUUCCCGUGCGUUCCUAGACAUCCCUGAGCGAGGCAACCGUUUUGGAUCUUUGACGAUUCUAAUAAUUAUCCAGUGGUGCAAGUUGGUGAAUACAGUCGAACCGGA